Molecule: messenger RNA, 960 nt
Organism: Cyphellophora europaea CBS 101466
Lineage: Eukaryota; Fungi; Ascomycota; Eurotiomycetes; Chaetothyriales; Cyphellophoraceae
Exons: 1
Coding region: 1-960 (319 amino acids)
Source: RefSeq, a predicted model, not a curated record
AUGAGGUUCCUACGAGUCCUCCUCGCGCUCAGCGCACUCUCCACCACCACAUUCGCCACCCCCGUCGCAGAUUUCGACGCCCUCGUGUCCCGCAAUCCCGAUGCGCUACACUCGUCACAAAACAAGCGCAACCUUCACUCCUGGUCGCCGCGCGAAGAAGAAGCCGAGAAGCGCGCCGCUGAAGCUGCCGCAGAGCCAGAGCCAGAUCCAGAAGCAUACGCCGAGCCAGCGCCCAACCACGACCUCGAUUCUCUGACAUCUGCGCUCGAGAAGCGUAAGGGUGGCGGCGGUGGUCGCGGCGGCGGCUCCAGCGGCGGCAGCCGUGGCUCAGGCGGUAGCUCCGGCGGCGGCGGACGCCCCGUCAGCUCAUACUCGUUCUCGCCACAGAGCAAUCUAGGCGGCCGCACGAUCUCGGGCUCUGGUGCGCGUCCCGCCUAUGGCUCGCGCUACAUGGGCGGCGCAACUGUGCCGUAUACGGCCGGCGCACGCAGCCCCAGCCGGGGUAUUGCGCCCUUUGCGUUCCCGCUCGUGGGCUUCGCCGUCUUCCCUGGCCUGUGGCUCUACGGCAGUGCGUAUGGCUACCCGUACGGUGCGGGCUAUCACUAUAACCAGGACGGGCAGAAUCACACGAGCAACGUGACGUGUCUGUGUCAGCGGUACCAGGUCUGUGGUUGCGAUCCCGAUGACAACCAGACGGCGCUGGCGCAGAUGGUCACGAAUGGCACGGGGUCCGGCGCGCCGGUCAAUACCUCGACUGUCAGGACCGUGCAGUACGAUAACGGCACGGAGAUGACGUAUAUCAACGGCUCGUUGGAGAAUGGCACUACGGCGCCUGGCGGCACAGAGCCGAGCGACGAGAGCCAGAUCUCCGCGGCUGUGCAGCGCUUCAUGAGCGUGGGCGGGUAUUGGUUGAUGGCCACCACUGUGGUGUGGGGCGUGUAUAUGGGUGGGCUGCCUUGA